GAAGAUUAUCCGGAAAUGCAAGAGGAAAUUCAUUUGGAAGAUUUCUUUUGGACAGGUUCAGGCGAUGCACCACCGGACUAUUUAAAGAAAGUACACACAGGCAUCAGUAAAGGCAAAGAUGUGAUUGUUAAAACGGAAACUGUAGUUGCAACUGUUUAUGUGGAUGGCAACAAUGAAAUAGACAUACCAAUUUGUUUGGAUUGUCUACCAGACGAUGGAGGUGGAGGUAACAAUGGCAAUUGGGGUUUCAAAGAAGCACUGCCACAUAAUUAUUCGGCUACAGAUAGACGAUAUUGGCUGCUUACAGUAAUGUCAGGAUUCUACUCACAGAAAGAUAAUCCAAUGCUAGAAGAAAAAUUGGCAAGGCUCUAUCGUUUAGCAUUUACAAGACAGCAAUCUAGACAUUUGGGUAUUAAUGGCAUUCAGGAAAUAGCAGGACUUUCUGUGCCAAUCGGUAGAGAAAGAAGAGAAAAUAAUGAUGAACCAAUUUUAAGCAGUACAACCGCAAGAACAUCAGUAUCCGAUAUUGAAAUUGUUGAUAUGGCCAAAGAUAACAUACCUAUUACUCAAAAUAUUUCCCUUAAUCAAAUAAGAAAUACCAAAUCGGAAUUAGUGUCUUCCGAGGAGAGUGAAAUGGAUACACAUUUAACCAGUACAGUAAUUACAACUAUAGAAAAACAAUCUACAAGUGAAGCCACAGAUUAUGUGACUUUCUUACCUUGGGAAUUGAUACAGCAAAAUGGCAAAUCAGAGAAAUCAGAAAAAAGUAAAGCGGCAGCUAUACUUAAUCCAUUUAGUCCAACACAUUCACCUCACCCAGUCUUCAGAAAUGAUCAUGUACGUAUUGUGAUACAUAAUAUCAGUCAAAUUACAGAGGAUGAUGUGCAGAGCGGCAAUUUCGGAAAUACAUAUGAUGACGAUGUUAAUAGUAAAUUAGAUGAACGUCCAAUUGCGAACCAAACCGAACUGAUCUAUUCAGUUUUUGUUAAUGGUCGUCCGGUUUUGGCAUCGACGGCCGCAAAUGACAUGAAAUUAGUAAGUGAAGCAGAAGUUUCAGAUGUGAUUGGAAAAGAGAUUUAUAUGAAAGCCGAACGUAUUUCAGCUUAUUUACGUGAACCUCAAGCUACUCCACUUGCUCCAGCUACACGCAGCGGUUCAGUUGGCUUUAUUGAUUCUAUACAAAACAACACUGCGUUGGUUGUUGUCAGUUCCAUUGCUCUCCUGUUGCUUCUAUUACUGCUCAUUGCUCUCUUGCUAAUGGGUCGUUCUCAUGUACGUGAGAAACAUAUUGAGAAUACUAGAUCAACAAGUCGUAAUGAGCUACUAAGUGAGAACCAGUCAGGUAGAGUAACAUCAAGUGCUACUGUUUUAGAUACAGAACGCUCCACGAUACAUUCUCGCGAUGUUGGUGUACAAAAUAUGUCGUUCGAGAAGGAGCAAAUACAUAGAAGUAGAGAAGCACGUAUACAGUUUCCAGGUCCACCACAAAAUAGACGUGGCUCUAUUACUUCUACAGAUAACACAUCAGAUUCAUCUGUUUAUUGUCCUAUAAAUCCACCGACUGCAGACGUUCAGCGUAUUUUAGACGAAAAAGCUGCUAACUUAUUUGAACGCCACAAAAGGCGACAUCACCAAUAUGACCAUGCGGAGGGACGCGAAGAAACCGCUUACACUACCAUUCUAUCAGAGAAAAAACGAGAAAAGCAGCGUUACAAAACUAAGCGACGUUAUUUAUCGGAAAAUCGUGUGGGUUCACUCGAGACAAGCCCAGUCCAACGGCUUGGAAACUCAUCAGGUGACGAUAUUGCAACAGAAUCUGUAGAUGGUGAUACAGUAUCUGUACCUGGUGCUUAUCAAAACUACGAGCGUGCAGAAGCUUACAAUCCACAUAAUAACUACCAUCGUAAUAAGCUGUUACAUCAAAAGAGCUUCUAUGUUGAUCCCGAGCCUAGCCAUUCAAAAGGUGUGCAUCAAUUACAGACCACUGAAGCUAUUAACAAAGAAAUUAUACGUACAUUACAACCAUCGGAAAAGUCUUCAGAUACUGGUAGUAUUGGUUCAUUUCUUUCCAUGGCAUCUGUAAAAGCAUUUCCAAAGAAUACUCUGCCGGAACCACUAAAUCGCGUCUUAGAUCCAGUUUUUGUUACAUAUUAUGAUAAUGUGGAGAACACAGUGCCCCCAUCUGGUAAAUCACAUAAGUCACAACGUCGACAACGUAGCCAAAAAGAUUCGCUGGAUGGUACAACUAUUGCAACCAUUGAAAGUUUUCCAAUACCGAAAGCACCGAUGAAAACUCAAAGAUUAACCUCCCAAAGUGAUAAUGCCGAUCCUGGUGUUGUGGGUCCGAUUGUUUGGGAGAGACAUAAGAAAUCAAUGAGUGGCGAUAAAGAAACUGGUAAUGAUAAAAACAACGAUGGAGUUUAUGCAGGUUCGAAUUUUAGUCCGAUUCGUGAUCCUGCUUCUAUACGAAAUCAUUACGGAGAUUUACUCGAAGGCGCCAUGCAAAUGUAUACCAGCCACGAUGAUUUGCCCAUGCCAUUACCCACAAGAGAUUUCACUAAUAAUCGCAAGCCUACUAAACGUGAGAAUCGUGGCUCUUCCGCUGGUAUACCAAGUUAUAGUAGCAGACCGCAUAGUUUUGAUAUACGUCCGUCCACCGCACAACCAAAAACAACGCCUAAAUCAAAUCAAUCAACACAGCCACCAUCACCGACCACCGGCGCUUGGGGUGGCAGUCUUUAUGAUUCACACUCCACACUGGUACGUCCAAUGAGUGCUGGUCCAAUACAGUAUCCAAUGUCGAAAAUUAUGGGCUCUGGUUUGAAAUCGAAAGCAAAACGUACAGAUUCUUCAGCUGCACCGAUUAUUGAGGCAAUUCAAAAUGAGCUACGCAGAUUCAAAGAAGAUAAAAAAUGAAAAAUUUAAUUUUAAGCAAUUUAAUGCAUUUAAUAGUUCUU
Molecule: messenger RNA, 2957 nt
Organism: Teleopsis dalmanni
Lineage: Eukaryota; Metazoa; Arthropoda; Insecta; Diptera; Diopsidae
Exons: 9
Coding region: 16-2916 (966 amino acids)
Source: RefSeq, a predicted model, not a curated record